AUGAAUUUCCUCCUGGAUGGUUCAUGUGGCUUGAGGAACUGCAGCGUUACAGAUAAAAGUUGUACUGAUCUGAAAUCAGCUCUUGAUGUAAAUCCAUCACACCUGAAAGAUCUGGAUCUGAGUUACAAUCAACUAGGAGAUUCAGGAGUGAUUCAGAUCUCUCAUCUACUGAAGAAUCCACAGUUCAAACUCCACAACUUCACAUUAUCAGAUUGUGGUGUAGGAGAGGAAGGUUAUGCUGCUCUGGCUGAAGCUCUGAGAUCAAACCCAUCAUCAGAGCUGAUGGAGCUGGAUCUCAGAGGGAACCAUCCUGGAGAUUCAGGAGUAAAACUGCUCGAUGAUUUACUACAGGAUCCAAACUGUAAACUGAAGACACUGAGGUUAUUAAAGUCUUCUAGAGCAGAAGAAGUCUACACCUCUCUUUGUUCCACUCUGGGUCAGAACCUCUUAAUACUGACCCAGAUGAAGCUGGAGAGGAACCCAGGGGGGGUAUCAGGAGAUUCCAGAGUGAAGCUUCUCUCAGCGUUUCUGCAGGACUCUCACUGCAAACUGCAGAAACUCCAGAUUAAUGAUGAUGAUCUAACGAUGAAGAGCUGUUCAGCUUUAUCUGAAGUUCUGAGAUCAGGAUCCUCCAGUCUGAGAGAGCUGGACCUGAGCAACAACAACCUACAGAACUCUGGAGUACAGAAGCUCUGUGAAGGACUGGAGAAGAAAGAGUGUAAACUGGAGGUUCUGAGAUUAUCAGAUUGUGGUGUAGGAGAUGAAGGUUUUGCUGCUCUGGCUGAAGCUCUGAAAUCAAACCGUUCAUACAUGAAGGAGCUGGAUCUCAGAGGGAACCAUCCUGGAGAAUCAGGAGUGCAGAUGAUCUGUAGCGUAUGUGAGGGUGGAUGGUUAAACAGGAAUAAAAUUAAACUGAGGCUGUUUAAAAGUCCUGAUGCAGAGGAAGCCUACACCACUCUCAAUCAGAUUCUAGGUAAAAACAUCUUACAGCAGAAGAAACUCCAUCUGAACUCCAAAACACUGAAAGAGAUCAAAGUGAAUCAACUAUCAGCUCUGCUGGAGGAUCCACACUGUACAAUCCAAAACCUCACGUUGUAUAAAAAAGGCAGCAUUACAGAAGAAGACUCUGCUGGUUUACUUUUAGCUCUGGUUUUAAAUCCUGCUCACCUGAGAGAGCUGAAUCUGAACCAGAAUAAACCAGGAGAAUCAGGAGUGAGAAACCUGUGUGAACUGGUGAAGAAUCCUCGGUGUAAACUGGAGAAACUAAAGCUGAAUAACUGUAGUAUAACAGAGAAGGACUGUAGAGAUCUGGCUUCAGCUCUGCACUAUAACCCCUCAUACCUGAAGGAACUGGAUCUGAGUCAGAAUGGAUUAAAAGAAUCAGUGAAGGAACUGUUCAGUCUACUGAAACACUGCAAAAUAAAAUUUGAUAAAUCAGAAAUGUUUGGAUUUUAAGGCGAGGCCAAAAAAUGACCAGCAGAUUUCUGAACCCUGCAGCUCCUCUAUAUCACAAAAACCAGCAAAAGAUAAAGAAACUCAAAACACAGAUGAGGAGGAAGGUUCCUCACCCACUUCAGACAGUAAAGACAAAACAUUUUGGUAUAACUUGUAACCCACACAGUGUAAUCAUUAAUUCAGGAAUGGUGGAGACCCCCAGGACAGCAGUGUGACAGUAACUCAAAAACACUGGAGGCAGCUGGAGGCUAGAUUUUUCUCCCCAAUCUAGUCUUGUCCAAUUACCCUGAUUGCGUCCUCUAAACUAAUUCGACCCUUCACCGCUGACUGAAGACACCUCUCAACUGACAUACACCCCCUCCGGCACGUACAGUCAGUACACACUGCAUUUUUCACAUGCACGAGUCGAGUUCAUACACCAAUCGGCACUGUGUAUGGAGGGCCACACCCCCAUCAGCAUUAUUCCUCAGCCCUGUGCAGGGGCCAUCAGUCAGCCAGCAGGGGCCGCAGUUGAACCAGUUAUGAGGACCUAUGAUCCAACUUAACCCUUAACCCUAUGAACAACAGCCAAUCGUUGUUAAUGCAGCCGCCCAGCCCAGUCGGAAGGUAGAGCUGAGAUGUAUUCGAAACCCCAACUCCAGUGUGCUAGCGUACUUUACCGCUGUGCCACCUGAGCGGCACGAGGGAUUUUAUGUUUUAUUAAUUUUUGCUGUUCCUUAUUGUCUGAUCUUUUGUCCUCGCUAUGAGCUGUGCUAUUAACAAAUGUCUCAACGCACACACACACACACACACACGCACACACACUACUAUAGCUGUAAAGCUGAUUAUCCAUCCAACAGGCGCUCUCAUCUCUUUUGUUUGACUUUUGUUUUUUUAUUCUCUGACCAAAUUCCCUUUUGUGCCCAGCUUCUUUCAUUUCAUAAUGAUCACUGUAGACGUCCUUGUAACACUUAAAGUUUAAGAUUUUGUUUUUUUUUAAUUGCCCUGUCAUGCCCUGAUCUGUGCAUGACUAUAAUGCGACGGUGAAGAUCUACAAACGAUACCUUGGACUUGGUUCUGUUUUUGUCCUGACGAUGCAGUGUUUAUAGACUCAGGUGUUCCUUUCUGUUAGAUCCUAGUUACACUUAUGUCCAUAUACUUAUGGUAUUAGGCCUAGUAUGUCUACACUUUGCACAGCUUAAGAGCUGAGCAUGCAGUUCUAAAUGGUGUUUAGGCUGGUUUUGUUGUUGUUGUUGAGAAACAACCUAACAAAUGUUAAUACCUAACAAAUGGUGGAGAAUGUGGGCAAUCUAGUCCAGGUCAGUGAUCUUCUCUAAGAUUAUUUAUCUGUUAAAUUAUGAAUCUGUUUCUCUGUUUUGAGGAAAUAUUGUGUUGAAAUUGUUUAACAUUGAGAGUACUGUUAAGAAUACGUAGAGAUUGGAAGUUCCAAAGCUACUUAUCUGGUUACUCUGUUUCGUUUUAGGGAUCCUUGUUUAUUUUGUUUAUUUCCUCUGACACUCCUCCUGUCCUUUUUACUUUAUUUUAUAGAUUUUAUCAUUCUGUAAUUUUAUCAUUAUUGGGAGAGGAGUAAUUCCUUGAAUUGUAUAUUUUGGUUACU
This is a messenger RNA of Trichomycterus rosablanca, 3052 nucleotides long. Its product is annotated as ribonuclease inhibitor-like. The record is from RefSeq and is a predicted model, not a curated record. Lineage: Eukaryota; Metazoa; Chordata; Actinopteri; Siluriformes; Trichomycteridae. The transcript is spliced from 10 exons. Gene Ontology annotation, molecular function: protein binding. Gene Ontology annotation, cellular component: cytoplasm. The coding region runs from base 1 to 1455 and encodes 484 amino acids.